UUCACUACAGGCGGCUGGAGCCGGGCCGCCGCGCCACACGGGAGGGAGAAGCCUGGCCCGGCGCGACCCCGCCCGAAGCAGCUCCCGCUUGGAGAGAAGACGCCGCCGCUGCUGCCGCCGCUGUUGCUGAUCUCUCCAUCGCCACCUUGGAGCAUGCUGCUCUCCAAGAUCAACUCGCUGGCGCAUUUGUGCUCCGCGCCUGGAGGGGACUUGCACCCGCUGAAGCCUCUCCCAGGGAAGGAGAAGGAGCCCCUGGAGAAGCUCUACCAGGUGGGUCCGCUGCUGGGAAGCGGCGGCUUCGGGUCGGUCUACUCCGGCACCAGGCUGGCCGACGGCGCUCCGGUGGCCAUUAAGCAUGUGUCCCGAGACCGGGUUUCUGAAUGGGGGGAACUGCCCGGUGGGACAAGGGUGCCCAUGGAGAUCCUGCUGCUGAAAAAGGUGGGCUCCGGCUUCCGCGGCGUGAUCCGGCUCCUGGAUUGGUUUGAGAGGCCGGACAGCUUUGUGUUGGUGCUGGAGCGGCCAGAGCCCGUGCAGGACCUCUUUGACUUCAUCACAGAGCGAGGAGCUCUUCCUGAGGACUUGGCCCGCAGCUUUUUCCGGCAGGUCUUGGAAGCCGUCCGGCAUUGCCACAGCUGUGGGGUCCUGCAUCGGGAUAUCAAAGACGAGAAUAUCCUCAUUGACCUCAGUACCGGGGAACUCAAACUUAUAGACUUUGGAUCUGGGGCACUGCUCAAGGACACAGUGUACACCGAUUUUGAUGGAACACGUGUCUAUAGUCCUCCAGAAUGGAUCCGGUUUCACAGAUACCAUGGCAGGUCUGCUGCUGUCUGGUCACUUGGGGUACUGCUUUACGACAUGGUCUGCGGUGAUAUCCCCUUCGAGCACGACGAAGAGAUAAUAAGGGCUCAAGUCUAUUUUCGGCAAAGGGUUUCUCCAGAAUGCCAACAUCUCAUAAAGUGGUGUUUAGCUUUGAGGCCUUCAGACCGGCCAUCUUUUGAAGACCUUCUGAACCAUUCUUGGAUGCAAGAUGUCCUUCUGCCUCAGGAAACAGCUGAGAUCCAUUUGCACAGUCUGAUUCAAGAAUCCAGCAAAUAGCAAUGGAUCUCCACAAUUGGAUGCAAAGCAGAAUUCUGUCCUACUGAGCCUGGCUGAGUGGGGAUUUUUACAAGAACACAAACUCAUCUCAUUCCAGAUACAGGCCACCUCAGAGACUUUUCCAAGCCUGAAGAAACCCCUCUCCUGCUAGAGUGGACUAGAAGUCUUUGGGGCUUGUCUUGCAAGCUUCCUUGCUACUUCCUUGCAAGCCCAUGGGUGUCCAUAACCUGCUGAAUCCUACAAUAUGAAAUGAGUGGAGCAGAGGAUUAAGCCACUGUUUCACUUGGGAGAAUCUGGGUACAGGAGCAGGGUGGGAAAGUAUUGAUUUGGAGUGGCUGCCCUUCUUCACUGUGUCAUCUGAUCUGAGUGCCUUCAGUUGCAAAUUCAGCUGUGCUGGGGGAAAAUACUUGAAUAUUCCUUCAUUGCUGCUGUCUCAAGAUUCUCCUGGGUUAUUCCACCUUUCAAAAGAAUGGCUUCAGAAGAGGCUGGAGUGAUAGACUUGAACUGUUUGGAGUCCAAUAUGAAAUCUUUUUGAGUUUGCUCUUGCAGCCUAUUGAAAGCAAAGGUGUCUUCAAGUGCACAAACAAUGCAAACAAACUAACUGUAAAUUUGUAUAGAACGAUACAAGAACAAAGCUUGGUGUACAGAAGAUUGUAGUUUAUAAUGUUUUUACUUCUGUUGUUUUUUUUAAUUUAUUUCUAGGCUUUUAAGAAAAGAAUGUCCUAACUUGUAGGAUCUUAUUUAUUUUAUUUAUGAAUCACCUCACUGCUACAGCUGCUGACCUGGUUUCCUGUUUCACUGCCCCUUCCCCCUUGCUUCCAAUUCCUUCCUCAUUGGGUUGUCUUUUCUCUGUUCUGUUUGAUGUCUUGUCACUGUAUGGAGCAACUGAUCACCUCUCGGCUAUCUACAUAUUUCCAGCUGUGGCUGUUCAGCCUCUCAAUGUUUGAGACAUGUUUCCACAGGUUUUAGAGUGUCUGUGUGUACAUAGCAUUUGUAUAUAGUGCUCUGACUGAAAUGGGGCAAGAUACUCUGGACUUCAACACUGUCAACCUUGUAUAAGUAAUUGGUGUGUAGUCUGCUGUUUUUUUUAAAAUAGCUAAUAUUGUACAGGGAAUUCAGAAAUGCUAUUUUUUUUUAUACAUGCCGUUUUAAAUAAAAUUGAAUCACUUGA
Molecule: messenger RNA, 2266 nt
Organism: Anolis carolinensis (green anole)
Lineage: Eukaryota; Metazoa; Chordata; Lepidosauria; Squamata; Anolidae
Gene: pim1
Product: Pim-1 proto-oncogene, serine/threonine kinase
Exons: 6
Coding region: 154-1095 (313 amino acids)
Biological process (GO): negative regulation of apoptotic process; protein autophosphorylation
Cellular component (GO): cytoplasm
Molecular function (GO): ATP binding; protein serine/threonine kinase activity
Source: RefSeq, a predicted model, not a curated record